AUGGAUCCCCCCAGCAGUGCAUCUUCGUCCCACGGGCCCCUACACUUCCCAGGGCCCAAUUUCCACUCCCCGUCCUCUCCACCAGCAUCCUCCCAUUCCAAUUCCCAGCGACGAUCCUGGCGGUCGCCGUCGAAGCUCUUCUCCCAGCCUCGCCGGUCCUCGACUACAGCUGGGACUGGGGCUGGGAUGGCGCAUGCUGAGGGCGAAAGCCCUGCCCCUGCUCAUUUCACAGGGGAGCAGAGUCAGGCUCAAUCUCAGACUCGGACUCCGCACGCUCAUGAGCAUGCGCAAGAAGCGAACCCGAGCGCAGAACCGAAGUGGUGGCGCAUUCGGCUCUUCCGCGGUAUGAUUGACGAUGUGAAGCGCAGGGCUCCGUACUAUUGGAGUGAUUGGGCUGAUGCGUGGGAUUAUCGCGUUGUCCCUGCUACGGUUUACAUGUAUUUUGCGAACAUCCUGCCAGCUCUGGCCUUCUCGCUUGACAUGUUUGAGAAGACGCAUCAAAGUUACGGCGUCAAUGAGGUUCUUCUGGCUUCGGUCCUGGGGUCCUUUGUCUUUUCGCUUUUUGCUGCUCAGCCAUUGGUUAUUGUUGGGGUUACUGGUCCGAUUACUGUCUUCAACUAUACCGUGUAUGACAUUAUUGCGCCGCGUGGGACUCCUUAUCUCGAGUUUAUGUGCUGGAUUGGAAUAUGGUCACUUAUUAUGCAUUGGAUACUCGCCAUCACGAAUUCUUGCAACGCCUUGACCUAUGUCACUCGCUUCUCAUGUGACAUUUUCGGUUUCUACGUUGCGUUUAUCUAUCUCCAGAAAGGAAUCCAGGUCCUCACAAGACAGUGGGGAUUUGCUGGGGAAACGUCUGCGUACCUGAGUAUCAUGGUGGCACUGCUGGUCCUCAUGGCUGCAUGGAUCUGUGGAGAGCUCGGCAACAGCAGUCUGUUCCAGAGAUAUGUUCGCAAGUUCUUGGAGGACUAUGGCACGCCGUUGACUAUUGUUUUUUUCACCGGUUUUGUCCACAUCGGCCACAUGAGGAGCGUCGAGGUUGCGACACUGCCUACGUCCAAGGCAUUCUUCCCCACGGCUGAUCGUGGUUGGCUUGUACAUUUCUGGAAUCUCGAUGUUGGGGAUAUCUUCCUCGCAAUCCCGUUUGCUCUCCUUCUUACUAUUCUGUUCUACUUUGAUCACAAUGUGUCAUCGCUUAUUGCGCAAGGAACCGAGUUUCCUCUCCGCAAACCAGCCGGUUUCCAUUGGGAUCUCUGGCUGCUAGGUCUGACCACAUUCGUUGCCGGAAUCCUAGGCAUCCCAUUUCCCAAUGGCCUCAUUCCCCAAGCACCCUUCCACACCGCGGCCCUCUGCGUCACCCGCAAUGUAGCCGACGAAGAAGACACAAACAAGGGCAAAACAAUCCGCAUAACCGAUCACGUCGUCGAGCAACGAGUCAGCAACCUCGCGCAGGGUCUUCUAACUCUAGGCACCAUGUCCGGCCCGCUCUUGAUCGUCCUGCAUCUCAUCCCUCAAGGCGUUAUGGCUGGCCUUUUCUUCGUCAUGGGCGUCCAAGCUUUGCAAGGAAACGGCAUCACACAGAAGCUGAUCUUCCUCGCGCAAGACCGCGAUCUCACGCCCCGGUCUGACCCGCUCAAGGGCCUCAAACGCCGCCGCGCCAUCUGGGCCUUUGUUAUACUCGAACUGAUCGGUUUCGGUGGUACAUUUGCUAUUACGCAGACUAUUGCUGCCAUUGGGUUCCCUGUCAUUAUUCUGUUCUUGAUCCCCGUCCGCUCGUUUUUGUUGCCCCGCUGGUUUACGCAGGAGGAGCUCUCGGCUUUGGAUGGGCCGACUGCCAGUCCAUUUACCAUGGAGAGUGUGGGUGGAGUCUAUGGGCACACACCUACCACAGAGGAGACUGCUCAGCGUUCUGGUGAGGGGGUACUGCUCCCUGAGGGGUUUGGGUUGACACAUACUGGGGCUGGGAACGAUAUUGAAAUGGGUACCUAUGAGCAUCAAGCCAGGCAGAGGAGGAAUAUGGGGAGCCAUGGUAAUGCUUAA
This is a messenger RNA of Aspergillus mulundensis, 2037 nucleotides long. RefSeq names its product anion exchange family protein. Lineage: Eukaryota; Fungi; Ascomycota; Eurotiomycetes; Eurotiales; Aspergillaceae. Gene Ontology annotation, molecular function: solute:inorganic anion antiporter activity; borate efflux transmembrane transporter activity. Gene Ontology annotation, cellular component: fungal-type vacuole; plasma membrane. Bases 1 to 2037 code for a protein of 678 amino acids. The record is from RefSeq and is a predicted model, not a curated record. The transcript has 4 exons. Gene Ontology annotation, biological process: borate transport; monoatomic ion homeostasis; monoatomic anion transport.